Coniophora puteana RWD-64-598 SS2 is the source of this 1678-nucleotide messenger RNA. RefSeq names its product glycoside hydrolase family 16 protein. The record is from RefSeq and is a predicted model, not a curated record. Gene Ontology annotation, biological process: glucan catabolic process. NCBI's taxonomy places the organism in Eukaryota, Fungi, Basidiomycota, Agaricomycetes, Boletales, Coniophoraceae. The coding region runs from base 282 to 1415 and encodes 377 amino acids. The transcript has 9 exons. Gene Ontology annotation, molecular function: hydrolase activity, hydrolyzing O-glycosyl compounds.
AGACUCAGACAACAAGGAGUUGUCGGCCAUCGAAGACGUCACCGUAUUUCGAAGAAUUGCCCAGAAAGGAUGAAAGUCAUUCUGCAGACUAUUUUUGAGCGUCGCGUCGCGGGCGUUGCUAAUGGAGUCAAGGGCCUGUUCCUUCGCGAUCGGCACCUAGUUCGCGUUGCGGACAUGCUGUCUCAGUCACAAAUUCUUUUCCCCUGCGGCCAUCAUAAGGUAGGACAUCUGGUAGCCUCACGGUUCUGCUUUCUUUCCCUCCUCCAUUAUCCAUAGACAUAAUGUUGGUCAAGUCAACGACAAUCCCGACCUCCCUCUUUCUUCUUGCAGUGACGUCGUUUGCGCCGGUUCGCGCGACGCAGUACAACCUUGCCAAAGAGUACUCAGGCUCCACGUUCUUCAACGACUGGACGUUCUAUAAUAACUACGACAACCUGACCAACGGCGAUGCUAUCUUUGUGUCUGCACAAACCGCAACGUCGGCCAAGCUUGCCUAUGUAGACAGCUCGACAUCCCAUGCGAUUAUAAAGGUCGACAACACCACCACCGUAGCCUACAACGACAAACGCAACACUGUCCGUAUCACAAGCAAUGAUAGCUUCGCCGUUGGUAGCGUUUGGGUAACGGACCUGUACCAUGUCCCAUAUGGGUGCUCCGUCUGGCCCGCCUGGUGGAGCCAGGCUCCGAACUGGCCAACGGGUGGUGAGAUUGACACUUUUGAGGGCGUCAACAUGCAGAGUUUGAACCAGAUGUCGCUGCAUACCGAGCCUGGCUGCAAGCAGCAGAGCCCGACUCAAUCUUCCACCCUCGUCAACAGCACAGACUGCUCCUUCCAGACCAACAGCAACCAGGGAUGCAUUGUCACUGACCCUUCGACCGCCUCCUUUGGCCAGGGCUUCCAAGGUGGCGCAUAUGUCACUGAGUACGCGUCCAGUGGUAUCAGCAUCUGGUUCUUCCCACGCUCCAGCAUCCCUAGCGCUCUGUCAUCAAAUUCUAGCACGAUUGACACUUCGACCUUUGGCACUCCUGUUGCUAACUGGCCCAACACCGGCUGCAACAUUGAGCAGUACUUCCAGCCUCAGCAGCUUAUCUUUGAUAUCACUCUUUGCGGAGACUUUGCUGGCAACUCUGCCAUCUUCAACGAGACGUGCUCUGGUGUCUGCUACAACGACUACGUCAUUGGCUCGCCCUCAAACUACGACAACGCCUACUUCGAAGUCGGCUAUGUCCGUGUCUUCAGCAGCGGUAACACGGUCAUCACGCCUUCGGGCACGCUCUCGACUCCUGGCAGCUCUAGCACCGGCGGCUCGGGAUCGGGAUCGAACGGUGCUCGUUGCCUCGGGGCGGAGAUCAUGGCCAUUCCGACCGUGGUUGGCCUGGUUGCCCUCUUCAGCGGUUACAUUUUCCUUUUCUGAGCGGUCCUCGCAGAGGCCCUAGCCAGUUGAACGUCUGUUUUACUAAACGCCGGGACGUUGAUUGAUUGAUGGAAGCAGUACUGCCCUUGCAAUUCCGUGGAAGUCCGUUCACUUACCGUGUGCUAGACAUGAUACCCGUUCGAGUAGUUGACGUAUGUAGAACCUUUGCUACCUAUAAUUGUGGACCUUGUUGUGAACUGCUUACCUUGCUAAUUAUACAUUCGGCCGUGUGUCGCGGGAGCCCACUCUCGGACGAACCUCGC